Gastrolobium bilobum is the source of this 834-nucleotide messenger RNA. RefSeq lists its product as uncharacterized. Lineage: Eukaryota; Viridiplantae; Streptophyta; Magnoliopsida; Fabales; Fabaceae. The record is from RefSeq and is a predicted model, not a curated record. The transcript is spliced from 4 exons. The coding region runs from base 1 to 834 and encodes 277 amino acids.
AUGGAUCAUGUUAUCAGGUUCCUAAAAGGUUUAAACGAGCAGUUCAAUGGAGUAAAAUCACAAAUAAUGCUGAUAGAUCCACUUCCAGAGGUCAAUAAGGCAUUUGCACAUUAUUCUGAUAAUAAAAAUGCACCUUAUGGUAGAGGAAAAUGGAGGCCAAGCAAUGGUAGAGGAAAUGGAAACAAAUUCUGUACAAAUUGCAAGAAGACUAAUCAUACAAUAGAGACAUGCUACUUCAAGCAUGGAUUUCCUCCAGGCUAUAAACCACGUAGCCAAUAUUCAGCUGCAAAUGUUACUCUACGAUUGAGAGGUCUUCUGCAAUCACUGUCAGCCAAAGAAAAUAAUGUUUCUCACAGUGCAAAUCUUGUUCAGGCAUUCUCUGCAAAGAAAUAUACGAAGGAAACGAUUGGUUUAGCUGAAGAAAGAGAAGGGUUGUAUGUGUUAGUCACCAAGAUCAUGAAGCAAAACCCAUCAGCAUUCGAUUCUCAUUCUAUUUCUCAGCAUAGCAGUAGCAAUAAUGCCUCAUAUUGUAAUAAUUCCUCUUUAGAAAACAAUGGUUCAGUUUUAUGGCAUUAUAGACUUGGCCAUUUAUCUCAUUCUGUGAUGAAAACAAUGUAUAAGAAAUUUCCUUUCCUAUCAAUGAAAGAUGAUUCUCCUUGUGACAUAUGUCAUUUUGCAAAACAAUCCAAACUUCCUUUUCCCUCAAGCACCACAACCACUGAAAAACCUCUCCAAGUCUUACAUGCAGACAUAUGGGGCCCUUACUCAACCCCAUCAUUACAUGGUCACAAAUACUUUCUCACAUUGGUCGAUGAUGACAACUGCUAUACAUGA